ACACUGUGUUUACCCCGGAGCGCGCGCGGGCUCAGUUCAAACAUGGAGCUCGACUCUGCGCUGAGAUUCCUCCGAUUAAACCAAAUAUCUGAAGCCUGGGUCGAUGCAGUGUGGGCCUUGGAGUUCACAGAAGCAAAGGAGUUUGAUGAUCCUGUUGAGGAGGAGCUGUCGGCCGCUCGGCCCAAACACUUCAAAAAACUAUAUGACAGUUUGCUCGUGUUUACGCAGGAGGAGGCCAAAACAGAACAAAGUGUGUGGGCAGUGCUGCAAGAAAAUGGCAUCUCUGUAAAGACUCUGGUGGCUGUGCUCUCGUUCUUUGUGUUUGGUGGAAAGUGUAAAAAUGCUGAUGUCCAGCAGAGGGUCAGCGCGCUCCAAGCCGCCUCCGUGUAUCUGCUGCUUCUCGGGCUGCCAGGAAGCAUCGCCAACAAGGCUUUCCACGGGGAUCUACUGGACCUGUGCACAGACGUCUGGACACACUGCUGGCCUCAGGACUCAGGCAAGAAACGUAAAAAAGACCCACCAAAGAGCUCCCAGACCGAAGUAAAACGAGCCAAACCACGACGCAAGGCCACGCACAAGAAUGUUGAUGAUGAAGACGAGGAGGAGGAGGAGGAUGCAGCAGAGCAUUUCUCUGGUCAGGACUUGUCCGAGGUCCGAGCGGCUGUGGUCCUUUUGGUUCAGAGCCUCCUCAGGCUCCUACAGGUGUUUUCUCUCAAAGACUUUGAACAGAACGUCAAGAACUGCACCCAGGUCUUCAUUAAAAUGUUGUACUUUGAGCCCAUCAUUGGGGAGAUCAACUUUGCAGAGCAAAACAUCAGCGACAUGAAGAGCGUUCCAGAGAUGGCGUUCCACGGUCUGCAGCUCCUGUGCUCGCCAAAACACGGACAACAGGAAAAGUCCUUGAUCCGGAUCUUUCACCGUCUGCUCUACGUGAUCCUGAUGAUGGACAAGACGAGCAGCGCUAAGCCCACGCUCCUGACCGUGAGCCACAGCGUCAUCGCCGUCCGCAAUCAGGCCCUCCAUUUUGUCUGUCAUGUGGUGAAUGAGGUGAACGACUCGGCUCUGUCAUGUGUCCGAAUCCUCCUGCAGCACAUCUGUCUACAGAUGGUGGAGAAAAGUGAGUUUCGCUGCCAUGGCGCCCAGGCCGUGGGGAGGCUGAGCGCGCUCUGCUCCAGUGCAGGAUACGCCUGGUUCGUCAGAUGGCUGUCCAACUUCUCUCAACAUUCAAAGAUGGCGGGCCGUCUGUUCUCGGUGGACGUGGUCAUGGCUCUCCUGGAGCAGCCGGAGCGGAGUCCUGAGGGAUGUGACCCGACGCUGCUGCAGUAUCUGCCCCACAAAUACCUGAUCCAGGAGGUGCUGUUCUCUCGGAGGAUGGACGUGUCUCCCACCGUCCAAGGCCACGCCCUCUCCUGCCUCGCCCAGUGUCUGGAGCUGCCCUCGAUGAACGCCACCAGAGCCGUCCAAGGCCUGUUUACCACAAUUGGGAGUCAGUCUGAACUCGCUCAGGCGACUGAAGGGAGCGUGGCGUCACGUCAGACUCAGACGUUUCGCUCUCUGCCCUUCAGGACGGUGGAGCUCAGUCACACAGACAGCUCUGUGUGUGAAGGAAAAGUGAACCUGGAACAUAUUCUGAGACGUGUUAAACAAUCCAACACAAACGUGAGGAAGUCUGCGCUGCAGGCGCUGGUGGGUUUGCUGAAGCACGACGUCGUCCCCUCGACUUGGGACAACCUGAGCGUUCUGGCGUCUCGCUGCAGAGACCCGGCCGUGUCCGUGAAGAAGAAGGCUCUGCAGUGUGUAGGGGAGCUGCUGUCUGUGAAGCCGUGCUGCGGCGGCGUGCAGGUGGCGUGGUUGGAGGGCGUGUGCUCGGCCGUGAUGGACGCUGAGAGCUCUGUCCAGGAGAGGGCGCUGGAGGCUCUGGACGAUGUGCUGCUCAGUCACAUCAAGAUCUUCUCUGAAAACACUUUUCUGGACAGAGGUCAGAGACUCGCCUGGGACCUGCUGGACCGACUCUGCCACGACUGUCACACACUCAGUCGAUAUCUGACCAAAGCGUUUGACGUGUGGCUGAAGCAGGGCCGCUUCACUCCGAUGUUUUUCCGGGCCCUUGUGUCUCACACCGGGGCCCCUCACGCGGCCGGGGCCUGGCUCCUCCUCUCAAAGAUCUCAUCCACCAGUCUGCCCUGUGGAGAGAUCCUGGACGCCUGGGACAAAAUGACCAGGUGGAACGACGUGAACUCCAAAACUCUGUGUAAUGUUCUGUGUGUGAUCGGAGACGUGGCUCCUCAGCUGAACGCAGACACACAGCGCCGCAUCAUCGACGACCUGAUGUCUCAGCUGAAGACCUUCAGUCUGAGUCUGGACGUCAUCAGCGCCGCCGUCGAGGCCUUGGUCCAGUACGGACGAUCGGACGACGUCAAGUCCACACAGACGUUUCUGAACCUUCACUGUGGAGAACUGGUGACCCUCUGUGAGUCGUACUUGGCCUCCAUCAUCCUGAAGAAGGACGGAGCACAGAACCUGGACGAGGACCUCAUGGUGAAGUAUCUCCACACUCUGGGCUCGGCGUCUCUGAACUGUCCAGCAAAGAUCAGCAAAAGGACCAUUCUCCUGGUGGAAUCUGUCCUGACCACAAACUCCCACAAACUGACCGACGUCCAGGACUUUCCGGCCUCUUUGCCUUUGUCUCAGUUCAGAGCGAAUUCUUUUUUGUCUAAAAUCCGAGCUCAUGGCGUCCUCACACUGGGUAAACUGUGUCUGCAGCACGAGGAGCUGGUGCAGAAGUACAUGCCUGUGUUUGCCCGGGAGCUAGAGGAAGGCACUGAGGUGUCUGUGAGGAACAAUGUGGUGGUCAUCAUGUGUGACCUGUGCAUACGCUACACCAACGCCGUCGACUACUACAUCCCCAACAUCUCUGCACGACUACGGGACAACAGCGCCACCAUCAGGGAGAACACACUCGUCAUGCUCACCAACCUCCUGCAGGAGGAAUACGUGAAAUGGAAAGGGUCUCUGUUUUUCCGGUUUAUAACGGCGCUGGUGGACCCGGUUCCGUCCAUCGCAAACAUGUGUGAGUACUGCCUCCUGAACGUCCUGCUCCAGAAGAACAAAGACAUGUUCUGCCAACACUUUGUCAACAGUAUUUUGUAUUUCAACGCCUACACGCGGCACAAGUCCUUCAACGAGUUCCCCCAGAGCGACAACUCCUCGUUGAAAGGGCCUCAGAAUCGGGACAAACGUUUCCAUAUUUAUCGUUUCUUGUUGGAGCAUUGCACCGACGCUCAGCGCUUCAGCAUCACAAACAAGAUCAGCCAGACUCUGCUGGUUUGCUUCGCCGAUGGAGAGCUGCCCCUGGACGCAGACGGAGCGGACAUUUUGAGUGAGACUUUUGGAGUUCUGAGUCUGAAGGAGAUGAAGCUACAGGCCCUGAAGUCGUCAGGAGGAGAGGAGCCAGAGGAGGAGAACAUGGCCAAAGCGGCUCUGGAGACGGCUCAGAAGAAGGUCGUGUCUCAGGUUCAUAAAAAGGUUUUCAUUGAGCACACGGUUCCUCUGAUCAUCAGCCUGAAGCAUCGUCUGGAGCUGGAGCGUUCGCCGGUGCUGAAGGACCUCAUGUCGUAUCUGCAGGUGACGAUGCAGGACUUUAAGAACGAGGUGAGGCAGGUCUUUGCUGGAGACGAGCAGUUGGCGUCAGAGCUGGAGUUUGCUCUGAAGGAGGCGGAGAAACAGAGAGUCAUCGAGGAAAUGGAGAACUGCAGCAUCCAACCAGCACCAAAGAACAUCCCCACAGCACAGAGCGCUGACCUUCAGUCUCCUGCUCGGCCUCAACCUGUUCUCGCUCUGCGCUUUGCCACUCCACAACCUCCUCAGCUGAACAGUGUGACCUCCCAGCUCCCCCUCAGUGAAAGACGUCCGCCCAACGCACUCGUGGGACGGGGGGAUCGUGGUCGGUCCAAUUAUCUCGAGGAAACUGUUCUGCUCAAAGGGAAACUGAACACACGAGCGAUCAGCACGCCCAACGCCGCCGUCAACAUGAGCCUGACGUUUGACGAAGGCUUCAGCGCCAUCCUCAGCGACAAAGGCACAAGUUCCAUCGAUGACGCUGGGCCACGGGACGGUUCCAGUGAACAGAGAGCGUCGCGUCAGUGGAACGUUCAGUCUCCGCUCCGCAGGAGGAAUCCUCUACAAGAUUAAACAUUUACCCUGGAAUGACUGUUUUUAUAUUAAAUGACUGUUUAUUCACUUUUUGACAACAGUCUGAUGUUUGCGACACUUUAUUCACUGCAGCAUAAACUGUAAGAGACACGACUCUUAUUAAAACUGUUUAUUGAUUUUGUC
This is a messenger RNA of Periophthalmus magnuspinnatus, 4335 nucleotides long. It is a transcript of the gene ncapd3, whose product is annotated as non-SMC condensin II complex, subunit D3. Bases 43 to 4191 code for a protein of 1382 amino acids. The record is from RefSeq and is a predicted model, not a curated record. Lineage: Eukaryota; Metazoa; Chordata; Actinopteri; Gobiiformes; Gobiidae. Gene Ontology annotation, molecular function: histone binding. Gene Ontology annotation, cellular component: condensed chromosome, centromeric region. Gene Ontology annotation, biological process: meiotic chromosome condensation; mitotic chromosome condensation. The transcript is spliced from 35 exons.